Molecule: messenger RNA, 1347 nt
Organism: Thermothielavioides terrestris NRRL 8126
Lineage: Eukaryota; Fungi; Ascomycota; Sordariomycetes; Sordariales; Chaetomiaceae
Exons: 8
Coding region: 220-1101 (293 amino acids)
Biological process (GO): mRNA export from nucleus
Cellular component (GO): nucleus
Molecular function (GO): mRNA binding
Source: RefSeq, a predicted model, not a curated record
GUUUGGAGCGCUGUAGCAUAUGCUUCGCCCUACUCACAUGUGCGUGGUGACAGGGCUUGUUCGCUGGAGUUUUGGCUCCGAUCUGGACCUUAUCAUUCAAUUGAAUGGCCCAAGACUCAGCCUUAUCCGCUGCAUUCCCAACCUCCAACCCACACCACCUGAGGCACGCCACUCUCCAAUAACAACCACAGCUCUGUGUGGUGAACGACCCGAGACAAAAUGGAUCGUGUACUCGACCGCAGCCUCGACGAGAUACUGGCCGAACGGAAGCAGAACAAUAGAAGUUCUCGCGGCGGCCGUCGUCGCGACAGAUCCGACUACCCCAGAGAUGGCGUCAGAAAGCCCUUCAGAGACGAUGCUCCGCGGGACCUCGAUUCCGAGUGGGUUCAUGACAAGUUCGAGGAUUAUGGCCGACGCUCCGCUCCAAGACGUCGUCGACAUUCGCCCGAGCCCUCCAGCGACUCUAGGGGUGCCAAGCUCAGAGUGGAUAACAUCCACUAUGAACUGACGCAGGAAGAUCUGGAGGGCCUCUUCUCCCGCAUCGGCCCGCUCAUCAAGCUCGAAAUGAAGUACGACCGCGCGGGCCGCUCCGAGGGCACCGCCUUCGUCACGUACGAGUCGCACCGCGACGCGGCCGAGGCCAUCAAGGAGUUCGACGGCGCCAACGCGGCCGGCCAGCCCAUCCGCCUCACGCUGCUGCCCACGGGCCCGCGCCGCAACCCCUUCGACACGGCCGUCCUCCCCGGCCGGCCGCUCGCCGAGCGCAUCACCCUGCCCGCGGACCGGGCGCGGUCGCUCUCGCCGCGCCGCGAGUCGGACGAGGAGGCCGCGCGGAGGGGCGUCGAUCGGUAUCGGCCGCACGACGGCGGGAACGGCCGCCGGUCGCGGAGUCCGGUCGCAGGCGGGGGUGGCAGUAGACGGCGGGAUGGCGGGGGCAGGCGGCCCGGCGCGCGGAGGGAGGGCGGUGGUGCGGGUAGACGGGGCGAGAGGGGUGGCGCUGGUGAGAAGGUGGGGAGAGAUGGGCGGCCCAAGAAGACGCAGGAGGAGCUGGACGCGGAGAUGGAGGACUACUUUGCUGGCAGCGCGGGGAUGUGGAUAUGAUUGAGUGAGCGGUGGGAAGGGGGAAAUCUGAUGCGUUCUCUUAUGGCCCCAGAGCUGGAAGACGUGGAGGCAUGCUAUCUGAAGACCAUAGCUGGCAGGAUACAAGGAGGCUUGCUGUGUGGGAAGAUUUGGUUGUUGCGCAUUAGCUCAUUACCGGCCUCCACUCUAGGAUUUCGAUCGAAGCACAGUUCCGUCCGUCUCAUCGGCGGCUAGCACGCCGCUUGCUGGUUGUCUUCAAAGCAUCUU